AUGUACGUAAGCGGUUCGAUUGUGCAUUGGAUCGGAAAAUCAGCCACAACACAGUUCGCUGGUAAUGGUGCACAAAACUAUGGAGGAGCCCUUUAUGUUGAAAGUGGCUCCACGGUCGCCUGGGAGGGAAACACAGCAACGACGAGCUUUGUCAACAACACCUCACGAAGAACUGGAGCAGCCGUAAGAGUGGACGACUCGAAUAUAUCGUGGACAGGGGAUCUAGCAAUGACACAGUUCAUCGACAACUAUUCACUUGGAGCCGCGCUAGAAAUAGCCGAAUCGACAGUCUCCUGGACUGGACACGGGGCGACGACAGAGUUUGUCAACAACAGUGCAACAGAUGUCUCUGGGGGUGCGCUUUCGGUGACCGAUUCAUUUGUCUCUUGGACAGGAGACAAUGCAACAACAAAGCUUAUUAACAACACUUCAAUCGUCAGUGGAGGCGCCCUCUGGGCGGUUACUUCGAACGUAUCUUGGACAGGAGACAAUGCGACGACACAAUUUAUCGAUAACACUGCAGCAAACAAUGCGGGCGCGCUUUUGACGACUGGUUCGACCGUCUCUUGGACAGGAGACAACGCGACAACGCAGUUUGUCAACAACAGUGCGGGCAUCGGGGGUGCAGUAGGGUUGGAAAGUGGUAGCGUGAGCUUUGCCGGCGAUACGAAAUUCACGUCGAACGUAGCAUCGGUCGGAAACGGGGGGGCGUUGGCAGCAGUAAACGCCUUUGGAUCCACCGAAAGUUCGACGUUGGUCUUAAACGGCACCGCUACCUUCUUCAACACUUCCGCGGCAAACGGUGGUGGUCUAUCUAUUCUUGGUUCAUGCAAUUUGACCUUCGGUGCAGGGGAUGUCAGGUUUCUUGAAAACUCUGCUGCAAUCGCGGGAGGAGCCGUCUUCCUAGCAGGCACCAGCGUUGGCCCGACGUUCACCGACGUAACGUUUAGCUUCAACUCGGCAGAGAUUGGAGGGGCUGCCUCGAUAUGGGACAGAGACGAUGGACAAGGGGCAGCCGUGUCGAACAUCGGUUACAUUUCGAGUGUCGCCAACAUCUCCUUCAGCGGCAACGGGUUCGACUGCCCAUCCGGCACGUUCCUAGACUGGAACGAGUUUACUUCUGUGGCGAACGUCACCUACCCGAGCGUGUAUCAAGACCUCUUGACCGCUCUGGACAUUUUCAACUUCGACCUAUCCUGGAUACUCUCGGUCGGUUGUGUCGUUCGUACGGAUUUCCAUGACCGACUCCUCGUCUCAACGAUUGGUCCCAUCGUCGGGCUGAUGUUGCUCACAUGCACCUACGCCUGCGCUCUUCAGAUACAUCAGGGAUCCUCCCAGAACCUCCAGAGCGUCUGGAACAAGCACGUUUCCAUGGUGCUGCUGCUGACGUUUUUUGUGUAUUCAAACGUCAGUGCAAUCCUCUUCAAAGCAUUCGCGUGUGAGCAGCUGGGCGAGAGCAUUUACCUUCGUUCGGACUAUCGUAUUGAGUGCGAUUCACCAAAGCAUCAGGCUUUCAAGAUAAACGCGGGCUUUAUGAUCGUCCUGUACACGGUGGGCAUCCCCACUCUCUACGCCGGCCUCGUUUUCAGGGAUCGUCAUUUGCUCAAAAAGGACGAGGCCGACCGAGAAGACACUCCGCGGGUCACUUCUACGUCCGGUCUGUGGAAGCCGUACAGGCCGUCCGUCUUUUACUACGAGGUAUUCGAGUGUGGUUGGAGGGUUCUGCUUGCCGGUGUGGUCGUGUUCAUCUACCCGGACACGGCCGCGCAGAUUGCGGUGACGCUGAUGAUCGCCUUUGCGUUCGUCAUUGUCUCAGAAGUUUUGUCCCCGUACUCAUCAAAGUGGGACCGCUGGGUCAACCGCAUGGGGCACGUGGUUGUGUUUGUCAGCAUGUUCGUCGCUCUCCUGCUGAAGGUGGACGUGGCGGACGAGGACGCCAGCAGUCAGAAGGUGUUUGAGAGCGUCCUCGUGGCCGCUCACGUUUGCAUGGUGCUGGUGGUGGUGAUCGAGGCAAUCGUGUUGACGUCUUCGCUGAGGGGCUAA
Molecule: messenger RNA, 2043 nt
Organism: Ectocarpus siliculosus
Lineage: Eukaryota; Phaeophyceae; Ectocarpales; Ectocarpaceae
Source: the annotation of a GenBank genome assembly